Penicillium olsonii is the source of this 1332-nucleotide messenger RNA. The record is from the annotation of a GenBank genome assembly. Lineage: Eukaryota; Fungi; Ascomycota; Eurotiomycetes; Eurotiales; Aspergillaceae.
AUGCCAGCAAAAGGAAAGGGCCCUCGUCAGGGUAACAGAAGGAGGUCACCGGGACCGGCUGUUAAGGCCGCGAAGCCAAAACAGGCGCCGCCCGCGAACAAACAGCAUGCCAAUCGCAAAGUUGAAGUUCAAAAACCCGAGCCUGAACCAGUGGAAGAUGAGGACUCUGGCCCCAAACUUGUCAGCACAAUUCCUCGCUCACUCCAGCAAUUGCUGUUGGAUGUGUUCAAGACUGCCCUCCUUGGAAAGCCAGUCGCAGAGUCGCAGUCCGUAAACCCAGACGAUGAAUCGCAACCAGCCGAAACAAUAGAUCAGGAAGAACCGCUCGAUAUCAAGUCUCUCAUUCAGACCAUCAAGGGCAUGCUAUACCAGCGCGACUUCGAUUCUGCUUUCACUGAAGCAAAUGAAGAUCUGCUGCGGGCCUAUGCCUUGCGCUGGAGUUCUUCGCGGUCACUGGGAUAUGCCGGCAUCCUGAAGGGAGUGCUAUCCUGGAUGAGAGAGGAAGAGGAACAAAAUACUCGAGGUCGCACAAGAUCAAACAACCCCUCAACCCGCGUUGUUUCCAUUGGCGGUGGUGCAGGCGCAGAGAUUGUUGCUCUCGCAGCCGUGCAAAGAGAUCUAGAUACUGAAGCCCAGCCAUUGGAGCAGCGCAUUGCGGAAGUGUCGCUAGAAGAAAAGGAAGAAAAGAAGCUCGAGGACGAGACCGCGAGCACACGCGGUCUCUCCGUCAUGGCUGUCGACAUCGGAAAUUGGUCCAGUGUUGUUGACAGGCUUUCGCGAACCAUCUUUUCGUCCAAUGUGCCGUUCCCAUCAACCACGAAACAUCGCCCACCAUUGCUUUCGGAGGCUGCAAGUGAAUCGUUCUCGGUCGACUUCCGUCGUGCAGAUGUCUUAAAUAUCUCAGACGAGGAGCUGGGAAAUCUCCUCGUUGACGCUUCAUCUUCUUCCCCUUUCACCUCCGUUCUGGUUCCUAUCAUGUUCACACUGAAUGAGCUUUUCUCAACAUCCAUGCCCAAGACCACUGCAUUCAUCCUUCGCAUGACAGAGAUUCUGCCUGUUGGUGCGGUGCUUCUAGUCGUUGAUAGCCCUGGAAGCUAUUCAACACUGAAACUAGGAAAGGGACCCGACGGGGAGCCUCAAGAGAGGAACUAUCCCAUGAAGUUUUUGCUUGACCACACGUUGCUCUCGGUGGCAAAGGGCAAGUGGGAGCGGGUGUAUACCGAGGAGUCGCGGUGGUGGAGACGAGACGCGGCGCGCCUGCGGUAUGAAGUUGGCGAGGGUGCAGGCCUGGAAGAUAUGCGCUUCCAAAUGCACGUGUAUCGGCGGUUGUAG